Lytechinus pictus (painted urchin) is the source of this 1705-nucleotide messenger RNA. RefSeq names its product melatonin receptor type 1A-like. NCBI's taxonomy places the organism in Eukaryota, Metazoa, Echinodermata, Echinoidea, Temnopleuroida, Toxopneustidae. The transcript has 2 exons. Gene Ontology annotation, molecular function: G protein-coupled receptor activity. Gene Ontology annotation, biological process: G protein-coupled receptor signaling pathway. The coding region runs from base 473 to 1705 and encodes 410 amino acids. The record is from RefSeq and is a predicted model, not a curated record. Gene Ontology annotation, cellular component: membrane.
AGAAUAUCGUCCAAACUUCCAUCAAUCACUUAUAUGAUAAAUUGGACUUAAAUUCUGUACUUGAUACAUGGCCUAUAUUUUGUUCUAUUUAAUGUGAUAUGGGAUUCGCCGAAGUUUCACCUGGACAUAGGAAGGUAGGACAAAAAGGAUGGUACUGUGAAUGUGCAGAGAUACGAAAGGAUAUAGGCCUACUUGGAAAUGUAACUUCCGAUUCUGCAGUCAUAUUCCUUGUAAUCUAUGUCCUUGCAGUUUGAUAUUCAGAUACAUCGGUUGAUAAGAGCAUUUAAAGGUAUGUAACGUGAAGCAGCCAGGUGGAUCGGAUAAUUUAGACUGGAGUUAUACACUGAGUUCUCGAGGUCCUAAUUUCGGCUUCUAAGUUCGGCGCUGGUUUUUCUGGCAACUUGUCGGUGUUAACUCUAUCAAGUUUUCAUGAUCAUAAUUUGAGUGCCACAACCAACUUAUAAUUGCUUACAUGGUUGAUGGUGAGUUUAUUACUUUGGAGAUAACAGCGAUGGAUAUCAACCAAACUGAACUACAUGACGUAAACUAUGCAGGACGAGUUAUAAUCUCAAUCUAUUUCAUCUUGGUGGCGAUAUUUGGAUUCUUCGGAAAUUUGAUCAUAUUGGUCGUGCUUGUCAAGAUUCCCAAGAUGCGGAGUCACACCAACAUCUUCAUCGGUAGUCUUGCUGUCAGUGACCUGACUACUUGUCUGAUGCUACCCUUCCUAGCGGCGGGUAUCCUUUCCAAGACAGGAUGGCCGAUGCCGAACUGGAUGUGCAUCAUCAACGCUAUUGUCCGUUUCACCAGCCAAGGUAGUAGCGUGUGGAACUUGGUCGCCAUCGCCGUCAACCGCCUUGUCCUCGUGACGAUGUCGGCACGCCUAUAUCGAGUUCUCUACCAAACCUCGACCAUCAUUGUCAACAUCGCAUUCGUAUGGUUGUUCCCACUUUCGUGCGUCAUCAUACCUUACCUCACAGGUGACAUCGUCAUUGGUUUCGAUAAAGGUCCCAAUAUCUGCAGCGAUACGGACUUCGACAGUAAUGGGAACCCAGCUCACACAUUCGUCUACAUUCAAGGACUCGUCCUAUCUUGCAUACCUCUUGUUAUAGUCGUCGUAUGUUACAUCCGUAUUUACGUCUUCGUCCGAUUACACAUUCGACGUCAGAACAAAACGGCCACGAGUAUGAUGUCGAUGGUUGCUCGAAGACCAACACGGCCAGAGCCAAGCUCAAUGACAUCAUCCGAGCUGAAGACGGAGAGUGAAACGAAUGAUGGAAAAACAGCGAAAAAGAGUCAGAUUGGUGGACUCAAAAGCAGGUUGAAAAAGAUUUCCCUUCGGCGCAAUUACAGCCAACUGGAAUCUCGCAUCACCAAGAACUGUUUCUACGUGUUCUUGGGAUUCCUCAUCUGCAUCAUACCCUACGGAAUUUGCAUCCUUGCGGACAUCGGGUUUGACGGCGCCCCACUGGCAAUGAUCUUCCUCGUCUCCAGUACAUGUCUAAACCCUAUCAUUUACGGGACCAAGCAUCCACUCUUCAAAUCUGCUAUGUGGAAUAUUCUCACUGCCAGAUUUAGUAGGGAUUCAAAUAUCCCUGAUGCAAGUGCUUUCCAUAGUGCGACAAGGCAAAAUGAGAAUGGUACAACCACUCCUGUGUCUCUUAGCUGCGAAAGAACUCUCGAUAAUUCACAGGACUUAGCAGUGUAA